Camelus dromedarius (Arabian camel) is the source of this 981-nucleotide messenger RNA. RefSeq names its product small ribosomal subunit protein uS5-like. Lineage: Eukaryota; Metazoa; Chordata; Mammalia; Artiodactyla; Camelidae. Gene Ontology annotation, molecular function: RNA binding; structural constituent of ribosome. The record is from RefSeq and is a predicted model, not a curated record. Gene Ontology annotation, biological process: translation. Gene Ontology annotation, cellular component: ribosome; cytosolic small ribosomal subunit.
AUGAGGGGAGAGGGGAAUAUGUUCCAAAUGAAGGAACAAGACAAAACCCCAGAAGAAGAACUAAGCAAAGAAGACAUAAGCAAGCUACCCAAUAAUGAGUUCAAGAUCUGUCUCUUCUCCCUGCCCAUCAAGGAAUCUGAGAUCAUUGACUUUUUCCUGGGGGCAUCCCUGAAGGAUGAGGUUUUGAAGAUUAUGCCUGUGCAAAAGCAGACCCGUGCUGGCCAGCAGACCAGGCUCAAGGCAUUUGUCGCCACUGGGGAUGACAAGGGACGUGUCGGUUGGGGUGUUAAGAGCUCCAAGGAGGCAGCCACUGCCACCCGGGGGGCCGUCAUCCUGGCCAAGCUCUCCAUCCCCAUGUGGCAAGGCUACAAGGGGAAUAAGAUCGACAAAUCCCACACCAUCCCUUGCAAGGUGACUGGCUGCUGCAGUCCCAUGCUGGUGCACCUCAUCCCUGCCCCCAGGGGCAGUGGCAUCAUCUCAGCCCCGGGGCUCAAGAAGCUGCUAAUGAUGGCCAAUACUGAUGACUGCAACACUUCUUCCGGGGGCUGCACCGUCACCCUGGGCAACUUCACCAAGGCCACCUCUGAUGCCGUCUCCAAGACCUACAGCCAUCUCACCCGCGACCUCCGGAAAGGGACAGCGUUCACCAAGUCUCCGUAUCAGGCAUUCACUGACCAUCUCAUAAAGGCCCACACCAGAGUUUCCGGGCAGAGGACCCAGCUGGGCUCCAGCCCAGGACCCGGAAUAGUUUUAUAUGCUAAAAAUAAAAUGUCUCCCACCUCCACCUCCCCACCCGCCCCCGCCCCGCCGCGGGCCCUCCCCCCCCUGCACCUGGUGGCGGCCGCGCCGCCGCCUCCCUCCCGAGCGGCCGCGGCGCCCCGGGCGCGGGCGCGCGCCGGAGCCGGCCUGGUGCGGGCGCUGUCGGCGUACAGCGCGCGGCGCUCCUGCUCCCCGGCGGCCGCCCGGCCGCCCUGCAGAUAA